Ictidomys tridecemlineatus (thirteen-lined ground squirrel) is the source of this 5046-nucleotide messenger RNA. RefSeq names its product DnaJ heat shock protein family (Hsp40) member C3 (gene Dnajc3). NCBI's taxonomy places the organism in Eukaryota, Metazoa, Chordata, Mammalia, Rodentia, Sciuridae. Gene Ontology annotation, molecular function: protein-folding chaperone binding; misfolded protein binding. The record is from RefSeq and is a predicted model, not a curated record. Gene Ontology annotation, cellular component: endoplasmic reticulum. Gene Ontology annotation, biological process: protein folding in endoplasmic reticulum.
CGCUGCCUUCCUCGGUGGGCGCCAGUCGCCUCUGAGGCCUGACUGAGAGCCGACCGCGGGCGGCGGGCGUUGCUGCUGCCUGGGCGCCAGCGCGGGCUGGUGGGCCCCGCACCAUUCCUGCUCCUCACCCGCCGCGCCCUCGGACAUGGUGGCCCCCGGCUCUGUGACCAGCCGGCUGGGCGCGGUGUUCCCCUUCCUGCUGGUCCUGGUGGACCUGCAGUACGAAGGUGCUGAAUGUGGAGUAAAUGCAGAUGUUGAGAAACAUCUUGAAUUGGGCAAGAAAUUACUUGCAGCUGGACAGCUAGCUGAUGCUUUAUCUCAAUUUCAUGCCGCAGUAGAUGGUGAUCCUGAUAACUAUAUUGCAUACUAUCGAAGAGCUACAGUCUUUUUAGCUAUGGGAAAAUCGAAAGCAGCACUUCCUGAUUUAACUAAAGUGAUUGAAUUGAAGAUGGAUUUCACUGCAGCAAGAUUACAGAGAGGUCACUUAUUACUUAAACAAGGAAAACUUGAUGAAGCAGAAGAUGAUUUUAAAAAAGUGCUCAAAUCUAAUCCAAGUGAAAAUGAAGAAAAGGAAGCCCAGUCACAACUUCUCAAGUCUGAUGAAAUGCAACGUUUGCGUUCACAAGCACUCGAGGCUUUUGAAAGUGCAGAUUAUACUGCUGCUAUAACCUUCCUUGAUAAGAUUUUAGAGGUUUGUGUUUGGGAUGCAGAACUACGGGAACUUCGAGCUGAAUGUUUUAUAAAAGAAGGAGAACCUAGGAAAGCUAUAAGUGACUUAAAAGCCACAUCAAAACUGAAGAAUGACAAUACUGAAGCAUUUUAUAAAAUCAGCACACUGUACUACCAACUUGGAGACCAUGAAUUAUCCCUCAGUGAAGUUCGUGAAUGUCUAAAACUUGAUCAGGAUCAUAAAAGGUGUUUUGCACACUAUAAACAAGUAAAAAAACUUAAUAAGCUGAUUGAAUCAGCUGAAGAGCUCAUCAGAGAUGGCAGAUACACAGAUGCAAUCAGCAAAUAUGAAUCUGUCAUGAAAACAGAGCCCAGCAUUGCUGAAUACACAGUUCGUUCAAAAGAAAGGAUCUGUCACUGCUUUUCUAAGGAUGAGAAGCCUGUUGAAGCCAUUAGAGUAUGUUCUGAAGUUUUACAGAUAGAACCUGACAAUGUGAAUGCACUAAAAGAUCGAGCAGAGGCCUAUUUAAUAGAAGAAAUGUAUGAUGAAGCUAUUCAAGAUUAUGAAGCUGCUCAGGAACACAAUGAAAAUGAUCAGCAGAUUCGGGAAGGUCUAGAAAAAGCACAGAGACUAUUGAAACAGUCACAGAAACGAGAUUAUUAUAAAAUCUUGGGAGUAAAAAGAAAUGCCAAAAAGCAAGAAAUCAUUAAGGCAUAUAGAAAAUUAGCACUGCAGUGGCACCCAGAUAACUUCCAAAAUGAAGAAGAAAAGAAAAAGGCUGAGAAAAAGUUCAUUGACAUAGCAGCUGCUAAAGAAGUUCUCUCUGAUCCAGAAAUGAGGAAGAAGUUUGAUGAUGGAGAAGAUCCCCUAGAUGCAGAGAGCCAACAAGGAGGUGGUGGAAACCCUUUUCACAGAAGCUGGAACUCAUGGCAAGGGUUCAAUCCCUUCAGCUCAGGCGGACCAUUUAGAUUUAAAUUCCACUUCAAUUAAAUCAACUGUUUUUCUGCUCUUCCUUAAUUUUUUUUUUUAAAGAUUAAAAAAAAUCUUGUUCUGGGAUCCUAAUGAAAAAAAAUUUCAAAUCUUUGUCCAUGACCAAAGAGUUGUUUUAACAGGAAAAAAUCUGUUCUUAUCCACUGUAGACCUAAGGUUGAUGGAUCUGCAAGGGGGCGGGCAAGGAUGGUUCUAUCUCUGACAAGAGUCUGUAUUCAUUUUAUGAAUGUCUGGAAGAAGUAGUCUGAAGCAGCUCACCUGUGGAAGUGCUCACAUAUUCUGUGUUUUCAGCACUGGAACAUGUAGAUUCUUUUCUUCACAGCCUUGCAUAGUACCUCUGUGAAGGAGAUGUGAUCUUCAUGAGAAGGGGUUGUGUUUCAGUUCUUAAAGAGAAAAUGAACAGAUAAGCUUUAUUGUUCUUAGGAACAACUAUGCUUAGAUUUUUGGUCAGUUCAGUCACUUGCUAAUGUUAAAUUGCUAUGUCUCCUUUAAGGUACAUCUGAUUAUUCCUGUGCAAGCAUCAACACAGCUGUCACUGAGGAAGGGGCAGAGUCUUUUAGGAAAUUUGCCACCAAAUGGUAGUUGAUAUAUCCUGGUAUAGAAUGGAUUGAUGUUAAACAUUUUUUUGUUUAGUACCUACAGGAUACUGAAAAAAACCUUGAAUUUAACUCUAAGAACCUAUGGGCCCUUUUGCUUAACAUUAAACAGAACAAUUGGAACCUGUUUUACAUUUUAUAUUUAGUUAUAUGAUAAAGCAGUGGUAUUAUUUGACUCCUACUUUCAAGCAGUACCGUAGGGCAGUUUCUCUUACAUCUGGACUGACCCUCUGAGCAACUUCCCCAUGGGAGUUGUUUGCUGGUGUGUUGGACAGUAGUUCUGCCCUCACCAGCCAGGCCUGGGUGCCUCUUAGUUCUGCCCAAAAGAAAAUACAGGCUUGCAAAUUGGUUGGUUUUUGCUGGCUCUGCAUCCAUUAUCAUUUCACUUCACAACGUAGCAUCUUCUUCAGAGAUAGUUACCUUCUUCAAAAGGAAGGGAAGGUAAGAUAUUAUACUAUUCAGUCAUUGUAUACUGGAUAGUUUUUACCCUAAAAAAUGUUUCUAAGAACAGUGAAUAUUUAUGGAACUGCUAAUGCUGAAUUUAAAAUCUAAGAUUACUUUUUACCUUCAUUCUAGAAAGGUUUUUUGUUUUGCCUUGAAGCAUUUGAAACAUUUUAAGCAUUAAAAGUUCUAAUAUAUGGCUUCUGUGAAAUCAAGCAUUUUAGUUCCUGUAGGGCCAUCCUGACCACCCACAAAGGACUGCAACAACCAUGCACAAGUUGUUUUUCUCUAGUCACAUGGAAAAAAAAAAUGUUUUUAACUGAAGGACAUAAAUCACAUAACACUUAAGUGCUUUGUGCAUCUAUUUAGAAAUCUGUUUCUUACUGAUAAACUUAAAUAGUGCAUUUUGAAAACUAGUAAACAGCUUGCAGCUUUCAUUUAAUGUCUCAAAAUUCAAGGCAAUAUGAAAACAGUAAGUAAAUUCAUUUUGUUCUGUAAUCUUAGUAAUCUCAUUACUUCACUAGUUACGUUAGCAAUAUAUUUUUUUAAACUGGUUCCUUUUGUGGUUAUCACUCUUUGAAAUAAUGACGGCCUCUACUUACUUUCAAAAGUAAGAAUUUUCACACAGAUCAAGGGAAAUAGUAAAGUGACUCACCCUUGCAUUUGGGAGCAUAAAAAUUUGCCAGCGGGGACUCAGACGGUUGAGGGCUGGGCCUAGCUGCCUCUUAACUGGCUGCCCAAAGGGCUUUUGCAUUUCAUUUUUUUCUCCACUUGUAACAACUAAAAUUACUGUGGAUUUAGUUUAGUCAACUUAAUCAAAUUGUGCAGUUACUUGCUGGUUUUCAGUGAAGAGAACAACAGAGCUUUGGUGCCAAGUGUCAGUGCCACAUAAGGAAACAAGUUCUCUGGGAUCACUUGUGCUGAUGAAGGAGGGAGGAAAGGGCUUCAGGUGUCAGCCUGGAUGGUUGUCAGUAGUCUUCUGGUGUCCAGUCAAAUAGAAAUACAGUCACUGUGUGUUCUCAAACAGUGGCUGAGAAAAACCCUGGAUGUGUAAAGGUACAAAGAAGCUGUUAUUCCACUGCUUAUAUGCAGUGUGAAAACAUAUCCCUGUAAAAAACAUUUUUCUUUUUCUGUGGGAUGACUUUCACAUUCCAGUCUCUUUAUGGACUGCAGAUGCUGCAGGUAACCUUUGUGAAUGUUCUGGAAAGAACAGUAUCAGAGAGGGGCAUGUUGUUGUCUUCUGUUCUCAACUCCUCCCUUCCCUUUUGGUGGGCUACUGAAGCGUCACUGGUCUGGACUAUUAUUACACUGCAGACACUUUCUGUAGCAGGAAUUAAAACAUUUCAGCCUAGUUAUGUUUUAAAAUGUUCUAAAAAGGGAGACAGCAUUUAAAUCAUUCCUUAGUUCUGAAAGUUUUCUUACCAUGAAUAGAUGAAAAAUUGAAAACAAUUCCAGUAGUUUAAUAAUAUGAAUCGGAUGUGAUGAUUAAUUUUAACAUGUCUUUCUCAUUAGUCAGUGUUAAAAGUAUAUUUUAGUUAAAUAUCAGUAUGAAAAUAAGUUGUGGGAGCUCUGAUAAUGGAAUCUAAAAACUACCCAUGAUUUUUUUUAAGAAAAAAAAGUUGAUAACUAAUAAUGACAAGUUUCACCUUUAAAGGCAUGAAAUUGGCCAGAAGUUAUAUUUCACACUUACCAGGAAGAAAGUGCAAGUUCAAAAUUAUUCUUCUGGUCUGUGUUGGAACCACCUGCAUUACAUACACAGGGCACUGGUGAUGGUCCUUGCAAAAUGUUUUCACUAACUACACAUCAAUAGGAUAACCUGUUGAGAAUAUGUAGUUGAUUUUUCCAUAUUUAUAAAGAGAGAAGAAAGCAAAUGCUAAUUUGUUAGUAACAACCAGUAUCCUUAUUUUAGAUCAGAUCAUUCUUUUUCUGUUAGAGGCAGAAUUUUUUCUGUAAUUUCAAAUGAUGUUAAGAGGUGGGAUGACUUUUUUUUAAAACAGAUGAUCUCAUUUGCUGAAUGAUUCAAGAGUAAAAUUAGCCACUGCGUGGCUUUGUGUAUAGUAACAGGUUUUGUUUUACUCAUCUGUGGAUGAAACACUUACCUGCAGAAAGAAGCAGAGCACAGGGGAGAUGAAAAUUGGAGAUGUUAGAGAAGUUAAGCUAUUACUCUAACCCUAAGGUUGUUUGUUUUGAAUAAGAGAAAAGACUAACUUAAUCCAUCUUGAUUUAGUGUUUUAAUAAAAAAGGAACCUAAAAUUAUUUGAAAUGGAUCUCAGACAUGCCUACAAAUAUGGGUACUAUUUUUAUGCCCGUGUAUUUUCACAUUUAAUAAAAAUAUUUAUGGUCAUAUUA